Sclerotinia borealis F-4128 is the source of this 1992-nucleotide messenger RNA. The record is from the annotation of a GenBank genome assembly. Lineage: Eukaryota; Fungi; Ascomycota; Leotiomycetes; Helotiales; Sclerotiniaceae.
AUGUUUUUCAGCAAACGACUUGUUUGUUUCUAUUGUGGCCAAAAAUCUGGUCAUAAAUUUGAUGGUUCACUCUCUCAAUUUGAUUGUGAUAGUUGCCAGGCAAGAAAUUACCUGGAUCAAAAUGGAGAUAUCACCGAUCCUCCAGUUUCAAUCACUGAAACAACUUCCAACAAUCAAUUUGCAUAUUCGAGCGACUCAAGUCAUACCAUCAAGUCACCUAUUUUCUGUGAACGUUGUCUAUUUAACCAGCAAUACCAAUAUGACAUUCUAAAACAAUUUAAUGUCCAAUUUGAUUCUCGACACCCAGAAUAUCAGAUUGGCGAAGAAAAAAUUCGUAUUGCUAAAAUUGAUCUCGAUAAGCGUUACCCGAUGGUUUGCGAAGAAUGCGCACCUAAAGCUCAGGAACAACGGGACAAAGCAGACAAAUUUGCAAAAUCAGAUUGGCUUGGAAGAUUGAAUGCCCUCAGCGAAUUAAUCAGAAGGCAAAAGACAUGGAAGGAUACCUUUCAAAACGUCAUAUAUCAAACCCUCCUCUACCCAAUUGUAUCAAAAGUCUGGUACAUUGUUGUCAUUGGACAAAUCAUCACCCUUAUUAUGGCCCUCUUCAAUGCCACAAACAUCCUGGAUAAGACCUUGAACUUCGUCCCCUACUUAUCGGCUGAUUUGAUACUUAAAAUCACCUCUUUCUUCGCAUCGAAGAAAGACCUUGGAUGGGGCAUUCUUUGCAACUUUCUGUCAUGCGGCAUGAAUCCAUUUUUCUCAAGAUGGUAUCCAAGAGGAAACACGAGACGUGUCUCUGGCUUCUUUAACUGGUAUGGAUACCAACUACUUCUACAAUUGGUUUUGCGAGCACUUGUUUAUUCCAUUUUCGAAAGUGGACGUUUUACAUACCUCUCCUCCUUCAGCACGAUGAUAGUAAAUAUCUGUACUAUCUUCUUCAAUAUUAUUAUAGUAUACGGAUCACGUUUUUACCUUGGUCCUAAGAAAAUCUCACUCUGGAAGUCAACUCCAGGGCCAAUAUUUUCACCACUGAAAUUCGAGACGUCAGAAAAACCCAGCAAUACAAUGGCAGGUAUUCUUGAUGAAAUCAUGGCCCCAACACCAAAGGCCGAUCAACUAUCACCUUCCCCACCAACAAACCACGCACAACGAAGCAGCCCGAAAAACCAAGAACGACCAGACCAUCGUGCUUAUCAAAAUCAAACAUUUGGUUUCCGUGAAAAGACAUCCACAGAAACCUACGAUCCAAAUUAUAAUCGACGUUAUGAAAUUCCCAAACAAACGGAACUUCUUCUAAGGACUGACACUUCUGGCUUGAACCCAGCCGAAAUAUCUCAUUAUUUGGCUACUGGUGAGCGACCAGAGUGGAAAAUACAAGAAGGCGAGGAGAUGGACUGGGAUCAUACCAUCACUCGUGUAAAACAUGACUUCAAAAUCCGAAAUCGUGCUUUGGACACGGUAACAAAUUCCGAGACCCAAGUUCAACCUUUCGGUCAAUCAUCACCCUUUUUACAAUCCCCGACUUCAUUCGAUGGGCCAUCUCCAUUCUAUGGCAAACUUCCAGCUGCCCCAAUCAGUCCAGCCCAUCGACUCCGCAAUCCUCCUAACAGACCACGACUUGAUGUGCCAUCAGCCCAGAAAAAAGAAAACUUCUUCAACAGCAUGACGCAAAAGCCAGCUUUUGGCAAAGCAAACGCCAAUCACCAUGAAAUGCAUAUUGCGGAACAAAAACUUCAUAUCCCAAACCCUGCAGCAUAUCGACUGGAUCCCGAUUUUGCAGAAGCAUUUGGGAAAUUUUCCCUCACAGAAGAGCCGGACAUGCCAAACAAAGAGUCGGGAAAAUUGAGCAUGGGUAGAGCUAUGGGAUUAAGUUUGUUGCUUGGUGGAUUGGCCUUAGGUGCAGGAGCCUAUUAUAAGUCCAAGUCCGCGUUGCAAGAUGAGACUUUCUUGUCACCUGACGCAGUGGAAUUAAAAAACACCUCUACUUCGUAG